Alternaria atra is the source of this 1635-nucleotide messenger RNA. RefSeq lists its product as uncharacterized. The transcript is spliced from 3 exons. Gene Ontology annotation, cellular component: endoplasmic reticulum membrane. The record is from RefSeq and is a predicted model, not a curated record. The coding region runs from base 1 to 1635 and encodes 544 amino acids. Gene Ontology annotation, biological process: protein N-linked glycosylation. Gene Ontology annotation, molecular function: GDP-Man:Man(3)GlcNAc(2)-PP-Dol alpha-1,2-mannosyltransferase activity. Lineage: Eukaryota; Fungi; Ascomycota; Dothideomycetes; Pleosporales; Pleosporaceae.
AUGGGUCUUUUACCCAUCCUCCUCUCCCUACUAGUGCCCGCAUUCUUGGCUUUCAUCCUCCUUCCCAAGACCCUGCGCUUCGCUGCGGAACUAGUGGGACAAUACCUCCGUCGAUCUUCCCGUACACGACGAGAACUAUUACUCGCCAGGGUAGCAAGCGAAACCAAGACAUUCGAGGCGCAGCAGAAGAACAAGAAGAAAGAGGAUGAAGACUGGGAACAAGUGGGAAACACACUUCCUGGUAGUGCAGUGAAAGAUGGCCAGGCUGACAGCGGAUGGGAUGGUAUCGUGGGAUUCUUCCACCCUUUCUGCAACGCAGGAGGCGGCGGCGAACGAGUCCUCUGGGCUGCAAUUCGAGCAAACCAAAAGCGUUGGCCAAAAGCUACCUGCAUAGUCUACACCGGUGACCACGAUGUCGACAAAGCCGCCAUACUCAAACGUGUCAAAGAUCGUUUCAACAUCCAGCUACACCCGCCAACCGUCCACUUCCUCUACCUCACAACCCGCGACUGGGUACUCGCAAGCACAUGGCCGCGCUUUACACUACUAGGCCAAUCUCUCGGCUCUCUCGUUAUUGCCUACGAUGCAUUCAGCCUCCUUGUACCAGACAUCUUCAUAGACACCAUGGGUUACGCCUUCGCUCUCGGCCUAUCGUCGUUCCUCUUUCCGACCGUACCGACCGGCGCAUACGUGCACUAUCCGACCAUCUCCACCGAUAUGCUGGAUUCGCUACAAGUUGGAGGUCAAGGUAUCAAUGCAGGAACGGGCGCAGGAUAUCGUGGCAUGGCCAAGAAGAAGUACUGGCAACUCUUUGCAAAGCUGUACAGUAAGCUCGGUAGCACCAUUGAUGUGGUCAUGACCAACUCCACAUGGACGCAAAGCCACAUCAAAACUCUCUGGGAACCAUAUCGCAUUAAAAGGAGCAUAGCAAUAGACAUUGACGUUGUCUUUCCACCCGUAGCUGUCGAAGAAGUCAUAGAAGCCGUCCCAGUCUCCGAGUCCAGCGAGAAGAACCGCGGCCCUUACCUCCUCUAUAUCGCGCAAUUUCGACCGGAAAAGAACCACCGACUUAUCCUCGAGGCCUUCGCAUCAUUCCUGCAUUCCAAGCCCGAACUUCCAGCGUACCCCAACGAUACCCCGAAGCUCGUUCUGAUAGGCUCAGUACGAAACUCUCAUGAUGAUGCGAAGCGUGUCUAUGAGCUGAGGCUGCUAGCGCAUGAGCUGCACAUCAAGGAUAAUGUAGAGUUUAUAUGCGAUGCGCCGUGGCCGCAGAUGCUCGAGUGGAUGCGUAAAGCCAGUGUGGGUGUAAACGCAAUGUGGAACGAGCAUUUCGGUAUCGGUGUGGUGGAAUACCAGGCCGCAGGUAUGAUUUCAGUAGUCAACAACUCUGGAGGCCCCAAGCUGGAUAUUGUAAUUGAGGUCGAUGGGAAACCUACCGGCUUCCAUGCAACGACUGCAGAGCAAUAUGCUGAUGGCUUCCGGAAAGCACUCACUCUCUCACCCGAAGACACAUUGGAUAUGCGACAACGGGCUCGCAGGUCGGCUGAGCGCUUUACUGAUCAAGUAUUCGCGGAUAAGUGGCUGAGAAAUGCCGAGAAGCUUGUUGCUCUGGAAAUCGAGCGUACAUCAAAAUAA